Molecule: messenger RNA, 1686 nt
Organism: Exaiptasia diaphana
Lineage: Eukaryota; Metazoa; Cnidaria; Anthozoa; Actiniaria; Aiptasiidae
Exons: 1
Coding region: 508-1329 (273 amino acids)
Source: RefSeq, a predicted model, not a curated record
GAUCUGUAGUAAUACUGCACUAAUUCCACAAUGUCAACACUUUAAACAUUUUCCAUUAGCUAUUUUCUUAAUGYCAGCAGUAAUUCCAAGAAAACAAAUAUUGUCUUACGUGCAAUGAAUCUAGGGCAAAGCUGUCUCCAUGUAAGUGUCAGGCUCUCUUUGUUUUUCGCUAUUUUCGGGCAUUUKUAGUUAAUUUGUCAUGAAAAGACUCUCGGAGGCUCGGCAUUUCUGCUAUUGAACUUCACAGCCAGGGUAUUUAUCCUAUCUUUGUGACGAAGUUAAAUAGAAAAUUGUUUCUAUAACASUAAACUGUAGCCAGAAUAACAGGUGCACUGGCGUUUCGAUGUUGAAAAUUUGCAUAUUUUAUCGCUCGCCGUUUCACUUUACUUAGUAUACGAGCGGUCACACAGUAAACAGCUCUCAAAAAGCUCAUGUUAUAAUCUUAACUUCACAUCGCUAGCCUUCACGGGUCUUAACGAGGAUUUGGCGAAUACUUAGCUUUGAAUUAUGGCGUAUCAGAGAACGGAAUAUGCGGAUAAGACUUUGUCGAUGAAUUCUCUUGCUGAUCGCAAACUUCGUAUAAAACUUGGUUCAAUCGAUUCACACAAAGAAACCAUUGAAAAGGAAAUGAAAAGAGAACGCAAAAAACUUGAACGAGAACUCGGUGGAAUGGAUGAACAGCGGACUAGACUAACGGUGUCUGAUAUUGGAGAUACUACGAACCGAAGUCCUCGUUUCACGAGGCGAUAUAGCACACCGCCUGAAUUACUUUCUGCAACUCUUCCRCCUUCAUUAAGCGAUCCAAAGAGAUCUCCGUUAACUACUCGAAGACGACUUGGUUCUGAUGGUGUGUCUGAGCGUCUGCAUAAUAACACCCCUUCACCGAUCUCACCAACAUCCAUGAUGUUUCUAAAAGCUCCAUUUGAUCAGCCCAGAAGACAAUCUUUGCCUCCAAUUGGAGACGGAGGGCUGUUAAGUGCAGAAAAUUGUUCUCGACGUGAUCGUAGGGGUAGCCAUACUGGAGGGACAAGAAGUCCUUUAUUGACCAGUCCCACUACGUCAGGUACAUCUACACCGAGGAGUCUUUCUCGAAAAGGUAGUUCCUUAAACGAACAUGAGAUGAGCGAGGUAACGGCAAAAGUGAGUCGCUUUUUGCAGAAAAUCGACAACAACAAAGAACAAAUCGAUGAGAAAAAGAAAAAUGCCCAGAAUGAUGUAUGCGAAAUGAACAAAAAUGAGGAGRAAUUUGAUCGUUGUCAGAUGGAAGAAUUACAAAAGUUAUCUAUUAGUAAAACUCAAGGAGUUUUUCAACCUUUAAACUUUGAAUAAAUUUCAGCAUAAGUUUCUUAAUAGCUUUAAAAAACAAAUUUGUGAAACCCCGUUGAGUACACCAGCUCAAAAAGGCUUAUACAAGACCCAUAUUUGGAGCACUGGUCAUCUUAAUUUUAAGUUGUUCUAAUCUAAUAGCGAUAAGUUGUCAGUAUUGAAGCGCAACGGUGCACAGUAUUCCGUGAGAGACACCAACAUAUAUAAUUUUAUUGACGCAGUUAUACUAUAAUUCAAGCUCAAGACGCUGCGUUCAAUGAGUGUAAUUAAAGAGUCAGUUUUGAAGUACAGGAAAAUCACAAAGUCGUUUAUGAAAUCUGUUCUUAUUUCAAAGAUAAAAUACAAAGAAAAUAACGCACG